Haplochromis burtoni (Burton's mouthbrooder) is the source of this 1424-nucleotide messenger RNA. RefSeq names its product von Willebrand factor A domain-containing protein 5A. Lineage: Eukaryota; Metazoa; Chordata; Actinopteri; Cichliformes; Cichlidae. The record is from RefSeq and is a predicted model, not a curated record.
UUGGUUGUCCAGUGAUGUUUCUUCUGUCUCCUCUCCUCGUCCAAUCCAUAAAGUAGAGUCCAACUGCUCCCUGGACCCUCUGCAGUACCUCAACACCGAUCAAACCCAGGCCACGGUCAAGCUGGCUGCAGGACACAAGUUUGACAGAGAUGUUGAACUGCUGAUUUAUUACAAAGACGCCCACCAGCCCACUGCUGUGGUGGAGGCAGGACAGGCCUCUGCUGAGCCGGGUUCUCUGAUGGGUGAUCCAGUGGUGAUGGUGAGUCUGUACCCUGAGUUCACCCAGUCUGUGAUGUCUUCAAUGGCUUCAUGUGGAGAGUUUGUGUUCUUGGUGGAUCGAUCUGGAAGUAUGGACUGUGCUACGAAUAACACUGAGCAGCAGGAAUCUCGGAUCAGCAGUGCCAGGGAUACUCUGCUGCUCCUGUUGAAGAGCUUACCAAUGGGCUGCUAUUUCAACAUUUACAGUUUUGGGUCCAGAUAUGAACACAUCUUUUCUAAGAGUAUGGAGUACAGCCAGAAGACCAUGGAGGAGGCUCUGAAGAAAGUUGAGGAGAUGGAGGCUGAUCUUGGAGGAACAGAGAUCCUGGAGCCCCUCAAACAUAUUUACAGCCAACCCUGCAUUCAAAAUCAGCCCAGACAGCUGUUUGUCUUUACUGAUGGAGAGGUGGGGAACACCAAACAAGUGAUCGAUCUGGUGAAGAAGAACUCAGGCUCCCACAGGUGUUUCUCUUUUGGGAUUGGGGAAGGGGCCAGCUCUGCUCUCAUUAAUGGGAUGGCCAAGGAAGGAGGAGGUCAUGCUCAGUUUAUCACAGGGACUGACAGGAUGCAACCUAAAGUGAUGCAGUCGCUGCGAUUUGCUCUGCAGCCAGCUGUGGUCGACAUCUCAGUCACAUGGGAUUUACCAAAGGAAGUGUCUGUCACUGUCCUCUCUCCAUCGAUCACAACACUUUUCCAGGGUCAGAGGUCACUGAUUUAUGCCCAGCUCACUGGACAGAGCUCAGAGGCAGCAGAGGGCUGUGUGACGCUGAAGUACAGCCUGGCAGGUCAUCCCUCUGAGAACCAGCUGCACUUCAGUCUCAGACCUGCAGAGGACACUGGACUAACAGUCCACAGGUUGGGUGCUCAGACUCUGAUUCGUUCCCUGGAGAUGGAGGAGAGAGAGCACAGAGGACAGCAAGGUGGAGGAGUGAAGGAGAAGGUGGUGCAGCUCAGUGUCCAAUCAGGAGUGAGCAGUUCUUUCACUGCCUUCGUUGCUGUCAACAAAGACAACGGAGAGGCGAUCCAAGGACCUCUUGUCCAAAGAAAUAUUCCAACAGCCCUGGCAAUGGAUUGCUUUAUAUCAUCAGCAGCAUAUAGAACAUGCAAAAUGAAGAAGAGUGCUCCAUUGCCCAUAAUUGGUACCUUCCAGAAGUUUAGUCGGUGGG